Molecule: messenger RNA, 363 nt
Organism: Drosophila subpulchrella
Lineage: Eukaryota; Metazoa; Arthropoda; Insecta; Diptera; Drosophilidae
Exons: 1
Coding region: 1-363 (120 amino acids)
Source: RefSeq, a predicted model, not a curated record
AUGUCCAGAAGUAUUAUCGUAUUUACCCUGGCAUUGCUGGUUUCUACUGGCGCCCAACCAGUGAGCCACAGGGAAAUGGAAUCUCUGACCACGAUUACCACCAGGCGACCCAAUCUCGUCAUCGAGGAGAUGGAACCCAUGAGGUAUCACUUCGUCACCGAGCAUCGACCCACUUCACUGGGGCAGAACUACUAUCUGAAACCGGGACAACUAGUGGGAUCCGUGGAUCUGGACUCGGACAUCCUUCAGGUGCGACACGACCAGGAUAAUGGCAAGCCGGUAUCCAGCAAGCACAACAUCCUAUUUGUGGCCUACGCUAAGGAACCUGUCGGAAAACCUGGCUCCGAAACCAAUAAUUAUUAA